Messenger RNA from Labrus mixtus (cuckoo wrasse), 4249 nucleotides. RefSeq names its product calpain-1 catalytic subunit-like. Bases 322 to 2427 code for a protein of 701 amino acids. Lineage: Eukaryota; Metazoa; Chordata; Actinopteri; Labriformes; Labridae. The transcript has 22 exons. The record is from RefSeq and is a predicted model, not a curated record. Gene Ontology annotation, cellular component: cytoplasm. Gene Ontology annotation, biological process: proteolysis. Gene Ontology annotation, molecular function: calcium ion binding; calcium-dependent cysteine-type endopeptidase activity.
CGGGUGGGGCGCACUGCUGCAGCACAGCAUCAACAACAGCUCCCGGUACAGCACACACACACACACACACACACACACACAGACACACACACACAGAGAGAGAGAGACAGAGACAGAGACAGAGAGACAGAGAGAGAGACAGAGAGAGAGAGAGAGACAGACAGACAGAGAGAGAGACAGAGAGAGAGAGAGAGACAGACAGACAGACAGAGAGAGACAGAGCCUCCUCCUGCACGCAGAACCGGACUCAGGACUCCAGCAGUGUGAGCACCAGGUGAGCUGCAUCAGACCGGAGCAGGAGCAGCACGGAGCACGGGCAGGAUGUUUGGAGGAGUGUCCGGGCGGAUCCAGAAGGACCGGCUGAAGGCCGAAGGUCUCGGCUCGGUCCAGCAGGCUGUACAGUACCUGAACCAAGACUACCAGGCCGUGAAGGAGGACUGUCUGCAGAAUGGGACUCUUUUCGAGGACCCCAUGUUCCCAGCAGAACCCUCAUCUCUGGGCUUCAAGGAACUCGGACCGUUCACCGCCAAAACCAGAGGAGUGGAGUGGAAGAGGCCGACGGAGCUGACAGACAGCCCUGAGUUCAUCGUGGGCGGAGCCACCAGGACGGACAUCUGUCAGGGAGCGCUGGGAGACUGCUGGCUGCUCGCUGCUAUCGGCUCUCUGACUCUGAACGAUCGUCUGCUGCACCGCGUUGUUCCUCACGGUCAGAGCUUCAGCCGGGAGUACGCCGGGAUCUUCCACUUCCAGUUCUGGCAGUUUGGUGAGUGGGUGGACGUGGUGAUCGAUGACCGUCUGCCCGUUAAAGAUGACGAGCUGAUGUUCGUCCACUCUGCUGAAGGCAGCGAGUUCUGGAGCGCCCUGCUGGAGAAAGCCUACGCCAAGUUGAACGGCUCGUACGAGGCGCUGUCCGGCGGCAGCACCACGGAAGGGUUCGAGGAUUUCACGGGCGGCGUGGCCGAGAUGUACGAGCUGAAGAAAGCUCCCAGAGACCUUCAUCGAAUCAUCAGCAAAGCUCUGGAGAGAGGGUCACUGCUGGGCUGCUCCAUAGACAUCACCAGUGCCUUAGACAUGGAGGCGGUGACCUUCAAGAAGCUGGUCAAAGGCCACGCCUACUCUGUGACCGGGCUCAGACAGGUGGAUUAUCGAGGCCGUCAGGAGCGUCUGAUCCGGAUCAGGAACCCGUGGGGUCAGGUGGAGUGGACCGGAGCGUGGAGCGACAACUCGUCAGAGUGGAGCUCCAUCGACUCUGCAGAGAAAGAUGAGAUGAUGUGCAAGAUGGAGGACGGAGAGUUCUGGAUGUCUUUCCAGGAGUUCCUCCGCCAGUUCUCCAGACUGGAGAUCUGUAAUCUGACCCCGGACGCCCUCAGUCAGGACACCUCCUUCUGGACCACCACCACGUACCAGGGCAGCUGGAGGAGAGGGAGCACAGCGGGGGGCUGCAGGAACCACCCCAACACCUUCUGGAUCAACCCUCAGUAUAAGAUCAGUCUGCUGGAGGAGGACGAUGACCCCGAGGACGACGAGGCCGCCUGCAGCUUCCUGGUGGCUCUGAUGCAGAAAGACCGCCGCCGCUUCCGCCGCCAUGGGCAGGACGUGCACACCAUCGGGUUCGCCGUCUACGAGAUUCCAGAGGAGUACCGCGGCUGUCCCAGCGUCCACCUGAAGAAGGACUUCUUCCUGCGUCACUCGUCGUGCGCUCGCUCAGAGACCUUCAUCAACCUGCGAGAGGUGAGCGCCAGGCUCCGCCUCCCGCCCGGCGAGUACCUGAUCGUCCCGUCCACCUUUGAGCCCUCGAAGGAGGCCGACUUCGUCCUGAGGGUGUUCACGGAGAAACAGUCGGAGACGGAGGAGAUGGACGAUGAGGUCGUGGCAAACUUUGAAGAAGAGGACGACGUGUCAGAGAGCGACGUGGACGACUCGUUCAGGUCCAUGUUCGCUCAGCUGUCCGGAGACGACAUGGAGAUCUCAGUGAGGGAGCUCAGGACGAUCCUGAACAGAGUCGUCUCUAAACACCGAGACCUGCAGACUGACGGCUUCAGCAUGGAGUCCUGCAGAGCCAUGGUGUGCCUCAUGGACAAAGACGGCAGCGCUCGGCUCGGUCUGCUGGAGUUUCAGGUUCUCUGGAACAAGAUCAGGAAGUGGCUGGGGAUCUUCAGAGACUUCGAUCUGGAUAAGUCCGGCUGCAUGAGCUCCUACGAGAUGCGCCUGGCUUUAGAAAAUGGAGGGUUCAAACUGAACAACAAGCUGUAUCAGAUGCUGGUUGCUCGAUACGCCGACAACGAGAUCAUCGACUUCGACAACUUCACCUGCUGCCUGGUCAAACUGGAGGCCAUGUUCAAGACGUUCCAGGAUCUGGACCGAGACGGGACAGGAAAAGCGGAGAUGAACAUCGUUGAGUGGCUCUGUGUGACCAUGUGUGGCUGAACAAACAACUAGAACCUGAAAUUCAAAGUGCCUUCAACAGGAAGAAAACAGGAACCAAAGUACAGACAAACACCGCACUGUGUUGCACAGACCUACAAUAACACUACAGUAACACUACAGUAACACUACAGUAAGACUACAGUAGGACUACAGUAGGACUACAGUAACACUACAGUAAGACUACAAUAACACUACAGUAAGACUACAAUAACACUACAAUAACACUACAGUAACACUACAAUAACACUACAGUAGGACUACAGUAACACUACAGUAAGACUACAAUAACACUACAGUAAGACUACAAUAACACAACAGUAACACUACAGUAACACUACAGUAACACUACAGUAGGACUACAGUAACACUACAGUAACACUACAGUAACACUACAGUAGGACUACAGUAACACUACAAUAACACUACAGUAAGACUACAGUAACACUACAGUAGGACUACAGUAACACUACAAUAACACUACAGUAAGACUACAAUAACACUACAAUAACACUACAGUAACACUACAGUAAGACUACAAUAACACUACAAUAACACUACAGUAAGACUACAAUAACACUACAGUAACACUACAGUAACACUACAGUAAGACUACAGUAACACUACAGUAACACUACAAUAACACUACAGUAAGACUACAGUAACACUACAAUAACACUACAGUAACACUACAGUAAGACUACAAUAACACUACAGUAACACUACAAUAACACUACAGUAACACUACAGUAAGACUACAAUAACACUACAGUAACACUACAGUAACACUACAGUAACACUACAGUAAGACUACAAUAACACUACAGUAACACUACAAUAACACUACAGUAACACUACAAUAACACUACAGUAAGACUACAGUAACACUACAAUAACACUACAGUAACACUACAGUAAGACUACAAUAACACUACAGUAACACUACAAUAACACUACAAUAACACUACAGUAACACUACAAUAACACUACAGUAACACUACAGUAACACUACAGUAAUACUACGGUAUAUUAAAGUGUUACUGUAGUACCGUGCUGACAUCAUCAGUCUUCCAGAAUCCACAAACGAUCGCUGCUGCCAGAAACGUCAAACAUCAGGACGCUUCCUGCUUUAGUGCGAGAGUCACAAUCAGACGAUCAUAAAGUAUAAAAACUACAAACAUGUCUGUGGCAGCGGUGAAACUCUACAGUACUACAUAUUUAAAGUACUCUUCAUGCUUCAGUAUCUGAGUCCUGAAGCCUGCUGCUUUAUUUAUUCAGCCCGCUGCAAAUAGAGGGCGCUACAGCUCAGCUAACACUAUAGGACCUCUCUAUUUAUUUCAUUAUGAGGCCGAGCUGCUUCCUGUCACCUCAGUCACACCUCCACCUCUCCCCCCUUGCAGACCUCACCUCACUUAAGGCUGUUAGAUUCAGGCGAUGCAGACUGACAUGAGGGAGACUCGUCUCUCUGGAGACAGCAGCCCUCUGAUUGGUGGAGAGACACAGGGUCGCUACAAACCCGCAACUCUCCAAGCUGGCUCGCUAAUAUUAAUGAUAAUAAAGAUUCUAUCUAAUGAACCAGGAACAUCUGUGCACUCUUCUCUCUCUUUCAACAAAUACACACUCUGAAGAAGACCUUGGGGUGUGAGUGCGGAUGAUGGGACAGAGCCCAUCUGUCCACAGCUCUGGGUUUAAUCCCCCCUGAAGCCAGAGGACAGUGAAGGCAUCAUCAGGUGGAGGCGUUCAGGGUCAGCUGGGUCAAACAGGCACUGAUGUAGCAGAACCUCCAGCUUCAUGUUUACACUGAAUAAAAGAAACAGAACAAAGA